Molecule: messenger RNA, 1577 nt
Organism: Rhinolophus ferrumequinum (greater horseshoe bat)
Lineage: Eukaryota; Metazoa; Chordata; Mammalia; Chiroptera; Rhinolophidae
Gene: LRG1
Product: leucine rich alpha-2-glycoprotein 1
Exons: 2
Coding region: 124-1236 (370 amino acids)
Molecular function (GO): protein binding
Source: RefSeq, a predicted model, not a curated record
CUAUCCGGACGAACAGGAUGUAGGUGGGGACUUCCCUGUGGUUGGUGCCCCUGCCUCCAGCCCAGGCAGGUAUAAGCCACCUCACCAGACCAAGGGAACCUAGGUGGAAAGAGAGAGGCCACCAUGUCCUUUUGGAGCCCAGAGCAAAACCAGAGCCCAGGGGGCCUGGACACCCAUCUUUCUAGAAUCUUGUUCCUGCUGCUACUAAUUGUGGCCCCCUCAGCCCAGGGGGUCAUCCAAAACCCUGAAGCCUGUCAAGUGUUCCAGUCAGACAACGGCAGCUCUGUCAACUGCUACCCACCCGCCAAACUCCCCUCAUCCCUCCCGGCCGACACCAUCUACCUUUCCGUAGAGUUCUUGAACCUCACCCAGCUGCCACCCAACACCCUCCAGGGCAUCUCUAACCUCCAGGAACUGCACCUUUCUAGCAACCGGCUGGAGAAGCUCUCGGCGAAGUUUCUGUUGCCUGUGCCUCAGCUAAAAGUGCUCGAUCUAACUCACAACGCUCUGACUCAUCUGUCCCCGGGCCUCUUCCAGGUCUCGGCUGCCCUCCAUACCCUGGUGCUGAAGGAAAACCAGCUGGAAGUCCUGGAGGCCUCAUGGCUGCACGGCCUGAAAGCCUUGGUGCACCUAGACCUGUCUGGGAACCGCCUCCGGACGCUGCCCCCUGGGCUGCUGGCAAACUUCACCGACCUGUGCAUCCUUGACCUUGGCAAUAACCAGUUGGAGAUUUUGCCCCCUGAUCUUCUGAGGGGUCCCCUGAAGUUGGAACGGCUACACUUGGAGGGCAACAGGUUGCAGGCACUCGAAGAGGGCCUACUGGCACCCCAGCCAAACCUGCACUACCUUUUCCUGCAAGACAACCAGCUGGCCACAGUGGCAGCCGGCGCCUUCCAAGGUCUGAAGCAGCUGGACAUGCUGGAUCUCUCCAACAAUUUACUGACCAGCGUGCCCAAAGGGCUCUGGACAUACCUGGGGCAGCCUGGGGCAGCCCAGAACAUGAAGGACGGCUUCGACAUCUCUGGUAACCCCUGGACCUGCAAUCAGAACCUGGAUGACCUCUAUCAGUGGCUUGUGGCCAAUAGAGACAAGAUGUUCUCCCCGAAUGACACACGCUGCGCUGAGCCUAAAGCCAUGAAGGGACAGACACUCCUGGCUGUGGCCAUGUCCCAUUUGAAGCCUAAGGUUGGGGUGGAGACAGGGGUGACUGCUCCGAAGAACACUGUACCCCACUAGGCAAUGAAUUCCCCCUUUUAAGGAUAAGGAAGAUUUUCCCUAGUUGCCAGACCCGCUUUGCCCAAGCUUCCGAAAACACCGUUAGGUUCUCCGGCCUCCUUGCCUUUGCUUAAGCAGUACCCUCUUCCAGGAAUGCCUUCCCCAUUUCCCAGGUCUCGGUCUUCCAGCUCCCUCAGUUCUCUCACCCACCCUCUGGCCAGGCCCUGGCCACACAGCGGCUGUCUCUCUCUGGUUAUGUCUCCCCCAGUUUGGGGGGCUCUCUGAGUGCAAGGCCUGUGACUGAUCACUCCGUUAGGGGCAGGCCCAAGGGGUUUAAUAAAUAAUUGGCAAACGGAAUUGAA